Molecule: messenger RNA, 771 nt
Organism: Pelodiscus sinensis (Chinese soft-shelled turtle)
Lineage: Eukaryota; Metazoa; Chordata; Testudines; Trionychidae
Source: RefSeq, a predicted model, not a curated record
GCUCAGACAGGCUGUCAGUCGGUCUGGGAACUCCCCGGAGUGGCUGUGGGCAGCCCAUUGCCUGGGCUUGGUCUCCGCCCUCCCCCGCGCUCUCUCGCAGCUGGCCCUAGCGUUCCAGUUGCUCAGGAAUGUUGCGAGCGGGGUUCAGGCUGCUAGCAGGAGCCGGAGGGAGGGGAGGGAAGGGAAGGUGAGCUCUUGCUGCCUGAUCUUCUCCUGUCGUUUUCUUUAAAUGAAAAAUUCAAACCCUACCGAACUGGUUCCCAGCCACCACCAGAAAAUGUGCGGCCAAGUGCCAGGGGCUGGUGAAUAACUGCGCGGGAUUAAGACCUCCCUGCCAGCAGGGUUACAGGUGCUGAACUGCCACACGGAGCUCUCCAGGGUGCUGAAGUCCCGGCAGUUUUCUCCAACAGCUCUCCAGACAGAACAGAUUUUCUUGGCACUCUUUCUGCAUCCUCCAUGACUCGGAAACGUCUACUCUCGAGGUUGUGAAUGCCUCGUAGUAUCAUGGCCAAGGUUAGAUACCUUCGUGCGGCUGUUUCGGGAUUUUAUUUGUGGGAAGCUGCAGUUCUGCUCAGCUUGGUAGCCACAAAGGAAACAGACAGUGCAAGAUCUCGUAGCAUGCCAAUGUCGCCAUCUGAUUUUCUGGAUAAAUUAAUGGGUAGGAUGUCAGGCUAUGAUGCAAGAAUCAGACCAAAUUUCAAAGGCCCUCCAGUUAACGUCACAUGUAAUAUAUUUAUAAACAGCUUUGGAUCCAUCGCAGAGACAACCAUG